This is a messenger RNA of Penicillium griseofulvum, 2721 nucleotides long. RefSeq lists its product as uncharacterized. Gene Ontology annotation, molecular function: mRNA binding. Gene Ontology annotation, cellular component: cytoplasm. The record is from RefSeq and is a predicted model, not a curated record. Bases 1 to 2721 code for a protein of 906 amino acids. The transcript is spliced from 3 exons. Lineage: Eukaryota; Fungi; Ascomycota; Eurotiomycetes; Eurotiales; Aspergillaceae. Gene Ontology annotation, biological process: post-transcriptional regulation of gene expression.
AUGCGUGAACAGAAACGCCGGUUUGAAGAAGACAUGAAAAUGCUAGAUCUUCAACACGCUCGCGAGAAGCUGGAAAUGGACCAGCUCGCUCGGGACUUGGCUCAGGCUGGCAUCUCUGGCCCAGUCAGCGAGCCAACCACCCCGCCUGAGUAUCGAGAUACUACUGUGUCGAAUGCCUUUAGCCGCCCUGCUCGUUUUUCCACCUCGAGUGUUACCUCUUCGCCCGGCUUCUUUAACGCUUUUGCCCCUUCGAACUUGACUUCGCCCCAGGCUACUUCCCAGCCCGUCCAGCCCUCGAUUGAUCGAUUUGCUGGACACUCUGUCCCUGGUUCCCGCCGAAACUCCGAGAAGGACGACUUCCUUGCUGAUCCUACUUCCCCAUUCAGAUCAGGCCCAUCUGCUGCUCAUCGAUACUCGCUGCCCUCCGGCAAUCCGAAUGGCCAGUCUCAUCGGUCUAGUAUCUCCGGCUUGAAUGGAUCACGCCUUGACAGCUUCAACGUCCCCAAGUAUCUUUUCCCUAGUGACGAGGACAAGCCCCACAGCCACCUGAGGGAGCUAGAACGCCUCUCGACUCCUGACAUCAAGAGUUAUAUCAAGUUGACCGAGCCUGAUGACAAAUUCCCAACUCUGUCCCGUCGUGGUGACUCAAACGUGUUGUCGGCAAAUCCUGACGCCCAUGAUCUCGCCAACCCUCGUGCGCCGGGCUCCGAUAAUUAUUCCAACCAUAAUCGUCACCGAUCGUCUCACCAGAGCAUGCCGCAGAACAUUCACAACUUUGGGCGCUUGGACCAGGUGGGAAGCCAGAACAAUGAGGAUCACGGCAACUCUGUUCAGACCUCGCGCCACAGCGCCCGUCGUUCUAUGGGAAGCCAGAUCUCCUUCCAUGAAGACCGCCAUGAUGAGACAGCUACCCCAGUUCCCUCGAGCCGGCCCACUGCUCUGCAGUCAUCAUACUCAACUAAUGAUCUGCCUACUAUCAAGGGAAAUGGAGCGGGUACCACUAUUACUCCUCCCAACACCCACAAUGAGCACAUGCACCAUCACAAUACAAGCAUGGGACGCAUUUCCCAGAAUGGUGUGAAUAACCAGGCUAAGACCGACUUCGAUGAGACCGAGUUCUAUGGCACUCAAUCGACUCUGCACGCGAGUGCUCCACCCUUUGGGCCCCAGCUCAGUUCGCCUGCACCUGCCAACCAUGUUUCUAGUGCGGUUGUUCCAAUGGGAUUACCAUUCCAAGUCCCUGCGGUUCCUGCCUUCAAUUAUGGAAUCCAGCCCUAUGUCGGCCAAGCAACCCCAAUCAACGGUCACUUGCAACACUUCGGCGGAGGUUCCACCUUCAACAAUGCCUAUCCCGGCUAUGGCCCUGGGUUCCGCUUUAAUGAGUCUGCAGCUCGAGGUAACAUGGCUCAGCGUCGCCAGGAGAAUGAUGCUACCCAGCUCACUCGUUUUGGCAACUACCCCCUGGAGCAUUACAAGGGUGAAUUGUACAGUCUGUGCAAGGACCAGCAUGGUUGUCGGUACCUGCAGCGCAAGUUGGAAGAGCGUAACCCGGAUCAUGUGCAGCUGAUUUUCAGUGAGACUUACAUGCAUGUUAUUGAACUCAUGACCGAUCCAUUCGGAAAUUAUCUUUGCCAGAAAUUGCUAGAAUUCUCCAACGACGAACAACGGACUGUUUUGAUCGACAAUGCUGCGUCUGACUUGGUUAAGAUUGCCCUGAAUCAGCAUGGAACGCGUGCACUCCAGAAGAUGAUCGAAUUCAUCUCGACCCCCCAGCAGACCCAAACAGUAAUCAAUGCGUUGCAAUAUCACGUCGUUGAGCUGGUACAGGAUUUGAACGGCAACCACGUUAUCCAGAAAUGUCUCAACCGCCUCACACCCGAGGAUGCCGAGUUCAUUUAUGAGGCCGUUGGGGGUAAUUGUGUAGUCGUUGGUACACAUCGCCAUGGAUGUUGUGUCCUCCAACGUUGCAUCGAUCACGCUUCGGGUCAUCAGAAGGCUCGCCUGAUUUCGCAGAUUACUUCGCACUCGUUUGCUUUGGUCCAGGAUCCGUUCGGAAAUUAUGUUGUGCAAUACAUUCUGGACCUUGCGGAGCCUAGCUUCACCAACCCACUGUGUGCUACCUUUGGAGGCAAUAUCCCUCAGCUGUCCAAGCAAAAGUUCAGUUCCAACGUGAUCGAGAAGUGCCUCCGGACCGCCGACAACUACAUGAAGCGUGAGAUGAUUGACGAGUUCCUCAUGGGAAAUGAGCUUGAAAAGAUGCUCCGUGAUUCAUUCGCGAACUAUGUUGUUCAGACUGCCAUGGACUUCUGUGAUCUCGAGACUCGCAACCGUAUUGUGGAGGCUGUUCGCCCAAUUCUUCCGUCUAUCCGCCAGACUCCCCAUGGUCGUCGUAUUGCUGGCAAGAUCAUGGCUGCGGAUACCAACAACCGUAGCAACGGUAGUAGCGCUACUACUAGCGGCCAGGUCACCCCCAAUGAUAUGACCAGCAGUGCACAGAUCCCCAAGACCUUGCUGCAGAAGGGGUUCACAUACCAUCAGCCUGGUACACAGUCUUCGAGCUCAUCCAGCGGAUACAGCACCCAGACUUAUCUGCCUCAAUCCUCGCAGAGCUCUGUCUCCAACACUCCUUCGGGACAAAGUGAUACCUCGUCUGUUUACACCGCUUCUACCUCCCAGAUGUCCGUGAAGCUUGGAUCACAGCAAAUCCAGAACUACUUCUGA